AUGGGCAGAGCUAAGCGUGGCUGGAUCGCAGGCGCUUGCGCUGCAAAGCGAGCUGCCCUUGCUGCCGUUAGCAGAGCUUUGUGGGGCUGUUGCAACAGCAGCAGCACCUCAGCAAAUACGGCAAGCGCAGCAGCCUCCUGGUGCCAAUCUGUGGACGCAUCUAUGCACAACGCCUCCCCCGCAGCAAACGCACCACCUCUGCCUUCCACCCCCCGAUUCAACGGGCAGAAGUCGCCACUGCUGCCAGAAAGCACAGCAGCGUCACCCAGAGGAUCUGCUGUCUGGAGCGCACUGCUCUUCAGAAACGCUUCCAGAGCGGCUGCGCACGCAGCCGCGGCAGCCGCUGCUCGCCAGGCGAGCAGCGCAGCUGCUGUCUGCGGAGAAGACUCUAGCGGUGCUGCUGCUGCUGCUGCUGCACUUGCGCUACUCCAGCAGCAGCAGCAGCAGCAGCAGUAUCUGCAGCAGGAGAAG
This is a messenger RNA of Cyclospora cayetanensis, 471 nucleotides long. RefSeq names its product antifreeze protein Maxi-like. The transcript is spliced from 4 exons. The record is from RefSeq and is a predicted model, not a curated record. The annotation marks the transcript as partial. NCBI's taxonomy places the organism in Eukaryota, Apicomplexa, Conoidasida, Eucoccidiorida, Eimeriidae.